Molecule: messenger RNA, 449 nt
Organism: Drosophila serrata
Lineage: Eukaryota; Metazoa; Arthropoda; Insecta; Diptera; Drosophilidae
Source: RefSeq, a predicted model, not a curated record
UCGGCGAACAUCUCUGUGUGCCGCAACGCCUGCGAUCGGGAAACAAUACACGUACUAUAUCUGCAUACACACUCGCAUCGGAGUAGACAUGGCUAGGUUGAACGCUCUGGUGCUGCCUCUCUUUCUGUUUAUUAUUGCCUUUGUGGUGCACACAACACUGGCCACCGUUCAGCCAAAGGCCCCCAAUUUCCAGUACUUUGAAAGGCCCAAAUACCGCUAUCCCUACUACGAUGAACAUGGACGCGGAAAACUCCUUUACGGAUAUGGAGGCCCUGAAUUAUAUCAGUACAAGACCUAUACGCCACUGGAGGGUAUUCACUGAGCCCAGAAUAUAAUAUAUAAUGUAAUUCCUAGUUGCAUUGUAGGUCAUAAUUUAUAUGCUCCGCUUUAUUUAUUUCAUGGCUUGGCUUUGACCAAAUGUAUUUAGUCUAUUGCGGUAGUAAACAUAC